CUCUAGCAGACAGCAUAUAUGGAAUAUAUAUAUGCCACACUAUAAAAUGGCCCUACUUUCAUGGGAACCUGUGACCCAUUGAAUUGGGCAUUAUUAAAACUAAUGCUUCGCCGAAGUGUCUUGAACAAAACGAACCAUUUGAGCGACGCAUUCGCUUUCCACAAACAAUCACAUCGUGGAACAGGAGUCUCAAAACGUAUUUUUUUACAGAGUACAAGAAUGGCUUCGUCAGGAGCCGGCACUGGUGGCAGCUUUCAGCCUAUUCGACAAGGGCAGGCUCAGCAACAGCCAGGAUAUGAGAAGCACAUGACUCCAACCAGUGAGGCAACCAAACUAGAGUCUGAAGGCCGAUUCGUGGAAUAUGUUGGUUCCAACAAGCUCAAGGGCAAGAAAGCUUUGAUAACUGGCGGAGAUUCUGGAAUUGGUCGAUCAGUCGCUAUUCUCAUGGCUCGGGAAGGAGCUGAUGUAACGAUCGUAUUUCUUCCGGAAGAACAGGAGGACGCAAAUGACACAAAGAAAGCGGUAGAACGGGAAGGGAAGAAGUGCUUGCUCGUCCCCGGAAAUUUGAUGAAUAACGACAACUGCAAGAAGGCGGUGGAUGAGCAUGUGAGCGCAUACGAUCGAGUCGAUGUUCUGGUUAACAACGCUUCAAAGCAGAUCAUGUGCAAAGAUUUUGCUCAGAUCGACCUAGACAACGUUGCCAGCACAUUUCAGAGCAAUAUUUUACAGAUGUUUGCCAUUACUAAGUUUGCAAUUCCGCAUAUGAAGAAAGGAAGCUCUGUCAUCAAUACAACCUCGGUUGUAGCAUUUAGAGGGUCAUCCUCUAUGGUUGACUAUUCCUCGACAAAAGGAGCUAUUGUAAGCUUCACCAGAGCCCUAGCAAAGAAUUUAGCUCCAAAGGGUAUUCGUGUGAAUGCUGUAGCACCUGGUCCUGUGCACACCCCCAUCCAGCCAGCCUCUCGGCCUCCCGAACAAAUGGAAGGCUUUGGGUCCGGUUCCAUGAUCGGGAGACCAGGCCAACCGAGUGAAAUUGCUCCAACUUUCAUAUGGCUGGCAAGCAAUGAAGGUGCUCUGUACUAUGGUCAAAUUAUGCACCCCUAUGCACUUGGGGAUUAAAUAACUUGUACGCUUAGGAUGACAGCUAUUCACUGUGCUCAUUAGAUGGUAUAGUCAUGUAUGAUUGGAAAAGGAUAUGCCUUGAGAAAAGUCAGUCAAAUCUCGAGUGUGUUUCGCUUCAACACAGGGCCGAAACAUAGCACAAAGGGCGUUUUAAGUAUGAUCGAGAAUAUGAACAUCUACAAAGACGUUGCUCCAAAAAGUUAC
Messenger RNA from Coccidioides immitis RS, 1323 nucleotides. RefSeq names its product oxidoreductase. Gene Ontology annotation, molecular function: oxidoreductase activity. The transcript is spliced from 7 exons. The record is from RefSeq and is a predicted model, not a curated record. Lineage: Eukaryota; Fungi; Ascomycota; Eurotiomycetes; Onygenales; Onygenaceae. The coding region runs from base 61 to 1116 and encodes 351 amino acids.